Molecule: messenger RNA, 888 nt
Organism: Dipodomys ordii (Ord's kangaroo rat)
Lineage: Eukaryota; Metazoa; Chordata; Mammalia; Rodentia; Heteromyidae
Product: sulfotransferase 1 family member D1
Exons: 7
Coding region: 1-888 (295 amino acids)
Biological process (GO): sulfation
Cellular component (GO): cytoplasm
Molecular function (GO): sulfotransferase activity
Source: RefSeq, a predicted model, not a curated record
AUGGAUAACCACCAGGGUGUGUUCAGGAGAGAGUUAGUGGAUGUUCAGGGGAUCCCCCUUUUUUGGAGCACUGCUGAGCAGUGGUCUCAAGUGGAAACAUUUGAGGCCCGACCCGAUGACCUUCUGAUCUCCACCUAUCCUAAAUCAGGAACAACCUGGACCAGUGAAAUCGUGGAUCUGAUCUAUAACAAUGGGGAUACAGAGAAAUGUAAACGAGAUGUGAUCUAUAAGAGAGUGCCAUUCAUGGAACUCAUAAUCCCUGGAGUAACAAAUGGCGUUGAACAGUUGAAUAAUAUGCAGUCUCCUCGAUUAGUGAAAACACAUCUUCCUGUUGAACUUCUCCCUUCUUCAUUUUGGAAGAAUGAUUGUAAGAUGAUUUACAUGGCACGGAAUGCCAAAGAUGUGGCUGUAUCUUACUAUUACUUUUACCAGAUGGCCAAAAUACAUCCAGAGCCCGGAACCUGGGAGGAGUUCUUGGAUAAAUUCAUGGCAGGGAAAGUGAGUUUUGGUUCUUGGUAUGACCAUGUGAAAGGCUGGUGGGAGAAAAAGAGAGAUUAUCGUAUCCUUUAUCUAUUUUAUGAAGACAUGAAAGAGGAUCCAAAGGGAGAAAUUCAGAAAAUAUUAACAUUUCUAGAGAAAGACCUGCCAGAAGAAACUGUGAAUAAAAUCAUCUACCAUAGUUCUUUCAAUGUAAUGAAACAGAACCCGAAUGCAAAUUAUACCAGUAUGAACAAAGAGGAGAUGGACCAUUCUGUGUCUCCCUUCAUGAGAAAGGGCAUUUCAGGAGACUGGAAAAAUCAGUUCACUGUGGCUCAGUAUGAGAGAUUUGAAGAAAAUUAUGAAAAGAAAAUGGGAGAGUCCACAUUGAAAUUUCGAUCGGAGAUCUAA